Molecule: messenger RNA, 2253 nt
Organism: Puma concolor (puma)
Lineage: Eukaryota; Metazoa; Chordata; Mammalia; Carnivora; Felidae
Source: RefSeq, a predicted model, not a curated record
AACAUGAGCGGCAACAACUUGGAUGGGAACGACGAGUUUGACGAGCAGUUGCGAAUGCAAGAACUGUACGGCGAUGCCAAGGACGCUGACACCCAGAAGGAACCCGACGGACAGCCCGAUUCUUUCGGGCAGCAGCCGGCUGACACCCCGUACGAGUGGGACCUGGACAAGAAGGCUUGGUUCCCCAAGAUCACUGAAGAUUUCAUUGCUACGUAUCAGGCCAACUAUGGCUUUUCUAACGAUGGGGCGUCUAGCUCCACUGCAAAUGCACAAGAAGCCACUGCCAGGACUGCAGAAGAACCUCCUCAAAGAAAAACCCCUGAACCCAGUGAUCCCAAAAAGAGGGGAGAAAAGAGAAAGGCCGAAUCAGGAUGGUUUCAUGUUGAAGAAGACAGAAAUACAAAUGUAUAUGUGUCUGGUUUGCCUCCAGACAUUACAGUGGAUGAAUUUAUACAGCUCAUGUCCAAGUUUGGCAUUAUUAUGAGAGAUCCUCAAACAGAAGAAUUUAAGGUCAAGCUUUACAAAGAUAACCAAGGAAAUCUUAAAGGAGAUGGUCUUUGCUGUUAUUUGAAGAGGGAGUCCGUGGAUCUCGCAUUAAAACUUUUGGAUGAAGAUGAAAUUCGAGGCUACAAGCUACAUGUCGAAGUGGCAACGUUUCAGCUGAAGGGGGAAUAUGAUGCCUCAAAGAAGAAGAAGAAGUGCAAAGACUACAAGAAAAAGCUGUCUCUGCAGCAAAAGCAGCUGGACUGGAGACCCGAGAGAACAGCUGGCCCGUCCCGAAUGCGCCACGAACGAGUUGUCAUCAUCAAGAAUAUGUUCCAUCCAAUGGAUUUUGAGGACGAUCCACUGGUGCUGAACGAGAUCAGAGAAGACCUUCGAGUGGAGUGCGCAAAGUUCGGACAAAUUAGGAAGCUCCUUCUCUUUGAUAGACACCCAGAUGGUGUGGCCUCCGUGUCCUUCAGAGAUCCAGAGGAAGCUGAUUAUUGUAUUCAGACUCUCGAUGGAAGGUGGUUUGGCGGCCGUCAAAUCACUGCGCAAGCGUGGGAUGGGACUACAGAUUAUCAGGUGGAAGAGACCACAAGAGAAAGGGAGGAAAGGCUGAGAGGAUGGGAGGCUUUCCUCAAUGCUCCCGAGGCCAACCGAGGCCUUCGGCGUUCAAAUUCCAUCUGUGCUUCAGAAAGGGCAGGGCCUUCCAGAGUAAGGCAUUUUUCAGAGCACCCUAGCACGUCUAAGAUGAAUGCGCAAGAGGCCACCACUGAAAUGGCAUUUGAAGAGCCUCUAGAUGAGAAGAAGUUUGAAAAAACCGAAGAUGGGGGAGAAUUUGAAGGAGAUGCUUCUGAGAAAGGUGCCAAAGAAAGCGGCCCCGAAAAAGAGGCCGAAGGCUGCCCCCAGAAAGAAUCUGAAGAAAGCUGCCUCAAAACAGGGUCUGAGGAAGGCUGCAGUCCUGAAAAGGAGUUUGAAGAGGGUAGUCCCAAGACAGAGUCUAAAGAGAAUGGCCCCGAACGGGAAUCCAAAAAGAAGAGGGUCAAAAAUGAUUACGAAGAGAAUGGCCUUGAAAAGGAGUCCGAUCAAGAUGGCCCCAGCAAGGAGGGUGAGGAGGAGGAGAGCCUCCAAAAGGAGUCUGAAGAAGACGACUCCGAAGGGGAAUCCGAAGAAGACUGCUCUGAAAAGCAGUUUGAAGAUGGCUCCGAAAAAGAAUUUGAAGAGAAUGGCCUCGAGAAGGAUUUCGAAGAGGAUGGCUCCGACAAGGAAUUUGGUGAAAACAUUCUCGACAGGGAGUUCGAAGACAAUGACUCUGACAAAUCGGAAUUUGGAGAUAGCAGCUCUGAAAGAGUGUUCGACGAGGAAGUCUCUGAGAGAGAGUUUGACGAAGAGUCCGAUGAAAAGGAAGAAGGGGAAGACACCUAUGAGAAGGUCUUUGACGACGAGUCCGACGAAAAAGAGGACGAGGAAUAUGCCGACGAAAAGGGCCUCGAAGACGCCGACAAGAAGAUGUUUGAAGAUUCAGAUGACAAAGAAGACGAGGAGGGCGUAGAGGUAAAGGAAGACGAAGACGUGGAUGAAAAGAUGUUCGAAGAGGAUGAUUCCAACGGGAAACUCUUUGAAGAUGAAGAUUCCAACGAGAAGCUGUUCGACGAUUCUGACGAGAGAGGGACAGUGAGGGGCUUGGGGAACGCAAAGGAGGAGGGGCCCCUGUCCACAGGCAGCAGCUUUGUCCUCAGUAGCGACGACGACGUCGAAGACGACAUUUAA